Melitaea cinxia (Glanville fritillary) is the source of this 12287-nucleotide messenger RNA. It is a transcript of the gene spen, whose product is annotated as protein split ends-like. Lineage: Eukaryota; Metazoa; Arthropoda; Insecta; Lepidoptera; Nymphalidae. Gene Ontology annotation, biological process: regulation of transcription by RNA polymerase II. Bases 1 to 12150 code for a protein of 4049 amino acids. Gene Ontology annotation, molecular function: mRNA binding. The transcript has 16 exons. The record is from RefSeq and is a predicted model, not a curated record. Gene Ontology annotation, cellular component: nucleus.
AUGACUACAGAAAAAGUAAAGAGAGCAAAUGUAUCUUGUAAGCUCUGUUUCAGAAAGAAUAGCAUAAACGUUGAAAGAGAAUGUGCUAAAUUAGGUCUACAGGAACAGGCAAACAAAAUGGUUUCAUUGUCUCAUUUGAAAUUUCCCUGUGUUGAAAUUGGUACUAACGCUUUAGUUAGAGUUCCUGAAGUUGAUAGAGGACGUGCAGCACCCAGGAAUGUUAUGUGUGUUGUUAUGAGCAUUAAUCCAUCAGGUCUCUACCAGUUAGGAAACAAGGAAGGUACACUCGAUAUACUUUAUGCACAUAAUGAAUUUACACUUUCUGAAACCAACUUUAUUAACAUUUGUGAUGUGCCCUCAACUUCAUCGUUAACACUUCGCUCGGCAUCUAUGUUAUCGUCUGGAAGUAAGCAAGGAACGACACCCCACCAUCGAUGGUACGCGGCGGCAGCUGGAGCCGGAGGCGCGGGAGGCGUGGGCGCGGCAGGCGGCGAGAGCACACCCAGCACGCCGGGAGGCGGCACGGAGCGGCGCCGCCGGCUGUCGGGCUCGGGCUCGUCGCGCUCCGAGUCCAGCUCGCCGGAGCCCAGCGACACGUCGCGCGCCUCCACGCCCGCCGCGCACCACCAGCACCACACUGCGAGGCGCACGCCGCCGCCGCAUCCUCAUCAGUGGCCUUCUACUGCCAACGGAAGACCUUUGGCGAUUUGCGUACGGAAUUUGCCGACAAGAUCGACCGAUAGUUCACUAAAAGAUGGUCUUUAUCAUGAAUAUAAAAAACAUGGAAAAGUGGUGUGGGUUAAAGUGGUCGGUCAGAAUGCUGAUCGGUACGCGGUUGUCCGUUUCAAAAAGCCGUCCGACGUAGAAAAGGCGCUCGAAGUGUCUCAAGAUAAACUUUUUUUUGGUUGCAAGAUCUCAGUGGCACCUCACCAAAGUUGCGACGAUGAUGCGGAGUCGGCGAAACCUUAUGAGACUGAUAUCGAUGAAUACCAUCCGAAGGCAACUAGGACGUUAUUUAUCGGAAACUUAGAAAAAGAUGUAACGCAACAACAAUUAAGAGAUAAGUUCAAACACUUUGGACGUAUAAUAGAAAUCGAUAUAAAAAAAGGGAGUGGAGGGGGUGCAGGAUAUGCUUUUUGUCAAUACGCGUCAAUAUCCAGCGUGGUAGAAGCCAUUCGUGCAAUGGACGGCGAGUAUGUUGGCAGUUCGCGGGUCAAAUUAGGAUUCGGAAAACCUGUCGCCACUACUUGCGUUUGGGUCGAUGGACUUACGGAACACACGGAAAAACAGGUGCUGGGAGCGGUGUCGCGCUGCGGCGCGGCCACGUCAGUGUGCGUGGACCGCGCGGCGGGUGCGGCGCUCGUGCACUUCGAGCAGGCGGCGGCGGCGGGCGGCGCCGUGCGCGAGCUGCGCCGCGUGGCCGCGCAGCUGUCCGCCGCCGAGCCCGACCACCCGCGCCUCUGCGUCGACUACGCCUCGCGCGAGUGCCAGGAAGCUUUUUAUGAACAGUUAGAAAAGCAUGGCGGAUCGGCAGCAUUAGCGGGCACAGAAAGAGUGAUCAGUGAUAUACCUGGUCGUUUCUUACCGGCAACGAGACAUGAAUCUAUAAGGUACGAGCCGGGAGGCACCCGAUCUCGAGCACCAAGCUUUAGUCGUGCGUCCUCGAGAACGCCUCGGUAUAAUACUCACGAUCAUUAUGAUCCCGCGGAUUACGCUGCUGAUCGACGAUACAGGGUAUAUGAAGAAUUAGGCUCAAGUCCACAAACAGAUGAAGCAACAUAUGAAGAUCGACUCCAAUCCGUCGUUGUGUCGCCUCACCGCGCACAUAAACAUCGGCGUGAUUCUAGCCCCGAAGAAAGAAAACUUUCAAAGGAAAGACAUCGUAGUGCUGGUGGUGGUUCGCGGAGAUCGCGUUCUGGUUCACGCGGUCAUAUAUCUCGACGGAGACAUAGACGGCGUCGCGAUGAGUCUGGGUCACGGGGCUCGCGGACCUCUCGAGCCGGCACUCCACUGCGGGACGAGCCGGACGCUCCACCCACCGAGCCGCGGCGUCCACCGCGGGAACGACCGCCUCUACCCAUGAGUCUGCCACUUCCAAAGUUCGCCGUGCAGCUGCUACGCGCCGCCCCGGCGCAGCCACGCUCGUUGCCCCCGGCGCCGGCCUCGCCUCCCCGCCCGCCCUCCGCUUCGUCCUCCAGCGGGGGCUCGGCGCCGCACUCUCCGUCACUUGAGGAGCGCAUUCGUUCUCUCGAUGAGAAGUAUGAGCGGUGGACGGGCUCGCGCGCUCAUGCCGACGCUCCUGAUCGAGCACGUCUUCGGCACCGUUUGCUAGAACUCGAUGUUAAUGAAGUCAAACCCUCGGAAGUAGUACUCUCGUUACUCGCCAAACGUUCCGUUUUCGACGAGGACUCGGAAAGAUUAGAAGGGGCCGCGCGGGCCCCGAGUCCUGCGAGUAGUCCACACUCUUUGACGACAACGGUUCCGCGUGUACUUCGUUAUCCUUUUCCUGUGCACUUCGUGUCUACCUCGGCAGUCGCUGGUACCACUAUUACGACGUCUGACAGUAAUAAUAUUUCGCUACCAGAGUCUGAGGAGAUGGAACGUAUACAUUCUACUUCUAUUGACAGAGUAAACAAAUAUCCUGAAAUUGAAAAUUUACAUGAAUCGCGAUUGAGGAUAAGAACACCAUCGACUGAUAGAACGGCGUUAGAUUUUAUUGAGAAGAAAUCAUCGCCAUCGAUCGAAAGAAAUCGACUUGAACCGGAUAGUGAUCAUGAAAUAAAUGACAGCAAAAGAAGGAAUUCGUCAAUUUUUAAUAUUGAGGAAAGUAAACCUUUUAUUAGCGCGGGUGGUUUUGAUAAAACAAAUCUGGAUAGAUCAUUAGAACAUAAUGUUAAUUCGGAAUUUCAAGAACAAACAGCGGAAAAAAAUAUUCUGAAAGAAAAUCGUGGCAGUUGUGAGGAUAAAUUACCCACGAUUAAGAAAGAAGAUAAUGUGGAAGAGAAGAGUUUUCAUAAGACCAAUGACACGAUUAUAGCUAAGUAUGAAAGAAAUUGCUUUCGCGAUGAAAUUAAACUACGGAAUCAGGAAGUUAUAAAACAAGAGACAAAACAGGUAGACAUUCAAUUCAAUCAGCACGAAAAGUAUAUCUUCAAAAACGAAUAUGACUCAAAAACGGAAUCAAUCAUCCAAGAAGAUAUUAAACAACAAUUAGAACAAGAAAGUAAAUUGCAUGAAUCAAGUUUUCGAAUGAAAAAAGAAAUUGAACGAUGCAAAGAAAAGUCAUUUCAGAACCAUGUAACUAAAGAAACGAUAUCAUAUAAAGUACACACAGCCAAUCAUCUAAAUGCUAUAAAUUAUGUUGGAUUAAUGAAAAAGAAUUCAGAACCGAAUCAAGAUAAUAGGCAUAACGAUAAAAAUGUUAAAGAAAAAUGUGAAGGAAGUACAUUUGCUUUACAAGAAGAUAAAACUGGAAAAGAGAAUAUUGAUUGUAUCAGAUCUCUAGAGGAAUCUAAAGUUACUAGUAACCUAUUGUUUUCGCCUGAUCGAACUGUAACAGAAAAUGAUAAAAUACAGGAAGACAGUAAUAAAAGUGAUCGUGAUAAAAUAAAAAACAGAGAUCGCAAUGAUAAAGAAAUUGAAAAAGAAAGAUCUAAAAGUAACAAAAGUUGUAAAGUUGACAGAAUAGAUAAGGACCGCAAAACAAAAGAAGAACUUAUAAAUGUAAAAUUGAACAUUGAGAAAGUCGAUAAGAUUAAGAUUGAAAAAGAAAGUGAAAAGAUGACUGAAAAAGCUGACAAACCAAAACAUAAUGACGAAAAGGGUUCUCGUCAUGAAAAUCACAAAAAAGAGAAAGUUGAAAGAGAAAGAAAAAGAGAUCUUAUUGAAGUAGACAUAUUAACCAAGGGAUUAAAACGAGAAGAAAAGCAUAAACAUGAUAGAUCGCGAAAAGAUAGCGACUCUAAACGAGAAAUAAAAAAGGAAAACGACGCUUCUAAAAGUCGAAAAAGUUCUCGGGAUGAAUCUUCUAGAGAUAUUUGUCGAAAAGAUUCAACAGAUUCUACGACAUCGCGAGCAUCACACGAUUCUUCGAAAUCAAAAGAUUUAGAGAUAGAUGACUCUAAAUCUAGGAUUAAGAGUACUGAUGUAUCUCAUAAAUAUGACGUUGAUAGAGAAGUAACGAAGACUCAUGAUAAUAAACUGGAUAAUAAAUUAAAAAUUAAAGAAGAAAAAGACUUCAGAGAAAAACAUUUCAUUCACAAAGUAAAAGAAGAAAAAGAAUCUGAUGAACAUAAUUAUAAAAAUAAAAUCGAUACUUAUUUAGAUGGUAGUGCAAAAAGUAAAUCUGAUGUUUCUGAAAAACAAAGACAUUAUUCUGUAGAUUCGCCUAGUGUCGAUUCAAAACGCAAAGAACGACUUAAUUCAUGUUCAAGUUUACCUUCUCAUAUAGGGCAUAAACGAAGAAUGUCAUCGCAAGAUAGCAUGGAUUGUCUGAAUGAAGAUGUUAAGAAAAGUCGUCAAUUAGAACGUCGUGAAUCUAAAGAUUCAAAGAGCAUAGAAAGACAUAAGACUACUAAAUUUAGUAAAGGCCAUUUCGCUAAAAUAAUUGAAAGCAAAACAAAAGAUGACAAGAAAAAUCAAGUUAAACCACCAGAUGAUUUGUUUCUUAGUAUUAAGGGCAAUGAAAAUAAAGACAUUGACAAAAAUAAGACUGGAAAAAAGAGCCCUUCACAGGGAAAUGAAGAAAAGUCUGUUUUGAGCUCUGAUGCAUCGUCGGAAUCUAUACAAAAUAAUAUUGAUUUUCUCGCCACAUUAGAAUUGAGAUCGAGCGAAGAAGAUGAAAGGCAAAAAGCUAUGAGAAAAGAAAUGAAAGAAAAGAAACGCAUUCAGCAGUUACAGCAAAUACAAGAACUUCAAAUGCAGCAAGAUGCUUUACAACAAGCUGAACUUAGCCACAAAAUAAAAGACGAGAGAAAGGUCAAGAACGAGGACAAGAAAAAAGAAUGUGCUCGUGAAAAACGAAUGUCUACUGAUCGUAAAAGUAAAGACGAAAGAAAUGAUCCAAAUAAAAGACGAAAUAGAAAACAAGUUCAGAGUACAGAUACUUCAGAUUCUGAUGAACCUAAAAAGCAUUCAAUUUUCGAUAUUAUUGACGAUGAGCCAACAUAUAUUUCCAUGUAUGACAAAGUUAAAGCUAGAUCAUGUAAGAAUAUGCAAAAGCAAGAAGAAGAAAAAAGACAAGAAAAAAUUAAAGCUAAGUUUAGUCAGUUAAAACAAAGCAGGGCUAAACGAGAAGAAAAGAAAAGGUCAAGUUGGGAUGAAGAUAGUGACUCAGACAAUGAACGGCGUAAAUCUCACAAAGCAUCAAUGGAUAGCUCUUCCGAUGAUGAUCAAAUAGUUGUACAAAGCAAAAGACGUGAAAAAUCUCAUGGCUCUAGUCUUGACUAUGGUCGUAGUAGAACAAACGAAUAUUAUGAUGCAGGGAGUAAUGAAGAAGAUUCUCGUAAUAAACUAUCUCGUAAAAAUUCUAGAACACGAAUUAUGUCUGAUACAUCCGACGAUGAAAAUAAUAAACGUAAUAUAAACAGGAGCCCUUCUUUUAUUGAUAAAAUAAAAAAGGAAAUUAUUUCAGAUUCCGAAUCAUCCCAAAAAUGUAAAGACGCCGAGCUUCAAGAAGCGAGCGAUGAUAAAGUGAAGAAAACAUCUCUUUUAAAUUUGUUUGGAAAAAGUGACAGUGAAGAUAAUAGAAUGAAGUCGAGUAUAGACAUUGAAAGUGAUUACAGAAUGUCUUUUGCAAAAAGUUAUCCUAAUGAUAUAUCGUCUGAAAAUGAAUCUAUACCGCCAAAUAGAAACAUAUCUGAGCUACGCAAAAAGCAUAAGAAAAAACAGAAAAAGUAUAAGUUUUCAUUUUCAGAUGAUGAUACUAAACUUGACAAUGCGCAUGAAACUUCCGAAAUAGAUACCAAACACAAAAUUUCCGACAAAAGUCGUCGUCACAGUAAUAGGAAAGAAAAGCGAAAAGAUAAAAUUCGGGAAAGCAUUGAUACCGAUGAAAUACGUGAUGAUAAAAUGAAAGUAAAGAAAGAGAGAUGUUCGCCGAAUCAAUCGUAUGAUAUCGUUACUGAAGCAGUUUCCAAUAAUAACAAAAAAGAAGGCAAGAUGGAGGAUAUAUUUGGUCCUCUCUCAGAUGAGUCUGACAGAGAUUCUGGAAACGUAAGCACUAAAACGGAUGCUCUACCUUUAGAUUUUGAGACGCAAAUAAGUAAUUCUAAUGAAAAACCAAUGACAAACAAUGAUGAAAUAAAAAUAAAAGAAAAGGAUGACAUUAGGCGGAAGAGAGAAAAGAAACGAAAAGACAAAAGACAUUUCGUUAAGGACGACGAUAAUAGCUUAGAUGUUGAUGCUGUUAGUAAGGCAAUUGAAGCUCGAUUGUUUGCGGAUACUUCAAAUAUAGAUGAAAGCCGUCCUAAAUCGGAUAACAUAUCUGAUUUUGUUUCUCAAACUUCAGAAUUGGAUCUUAAAUACCGUGAUAUACACUUCAAGAGGGAAUCUUUGUCUUUUAAUAAGUAUAGUGAUAAAAGCAGAAAAGAAUCGAGAGAGAAAAAGAAAAAGAAAAAGAAGAACAGGGAAGAUAGACAAAGUAGAAAGGAACAUCAUCACGGCUACCAUCACGAGAAAAUUCAAAAAUUGGAUGGUAACUAUACUAUAUAUACAGAAAACAAUCCCCAAUUAUCACCGAAAACAAUGCUACUAGAUAUACCAUUGCCGAAUGAUAUACAGAAGGUAGAAUUGACAGAUAAAUCAGAUGACAGCAAGUCUCUUUCUGAAUCGCCAAGUCUACCUAGGAUAACAGAUAGCCCACCAUUCCUGAUUCAAUCGGAUGAAAAUAAUGACACGAAAGUUAAUGUACGUGACACCUCCUGUCGGUUAGUAGUAGAUGAUGAGAUUGACAUCGAUUAUGAUUUAACAAGAAACAUCGAGGUAAAUGAUAUUCCGAUGCCACCUCCAAUAGAUAAUAUUGUACAAGAUAUUAGUGAAGUACCAUUACCCAAAGAUCCACCACUUAAUAUUGAAACUAACCAACAGAGUGCUUUAAAGUCUUUUAAUGUUGAAAUUGAAGUAGAUACUGAUGUCAAAAUGAGUGAAGAGGCUGUGCGAAGUAUACCUGAUCUAGAAAAAGAAACUGAGAAACAGUCUGAAAAAAUCAUAAAUGAUUCACAUUGUAAAGCUGAAAAGAAAAUUGAAGAAAAACCUCGAGCGGUCAUUUCUCAAGAAGAAACUGAGGAUGCCGUGGCUGCACUGUUAGGGGAAAGUUUUGGUGGCAAAGCCAAUACUUUUGACGAUUGUUACGAAGAAGUGGAGAAUAAUACGGUACAUCAAAUUGAAAUUGAAAAUACGCCUACAGAAAAUGAAGUUAUUCCUGAAGAAGAUGCAGAAGAAAUGAGACAAGCAGUUCAAAAUUUGAAUGCAAGUGAAAUGGAGAUAAAACCUGCCACACCCCUUUCUGAUAAUGAUUUGCUUUUAAUUGAUACUGAUACUGAAGAAACUGAAGACAUAAAUCAAGAAGCCAUUGAAAGAUUACCAGUUAAUGUAACAACCAAUCAAAACCUUAAUAAUAAUACAAAAAUCAGUAUAGCUCAAACUACAGAAGCUUCCAGUAUUAUUGUCACAAAGCCGAAAACCAAUAUAGUACAAGCGGUAACAAAAGAAUCCACUGAUGUUUCUAAAAAGUCAAUUGAAGAUAAGAUAAAGCCGACUACGACAAAAUCGGAAAUUAUCCAACAGAUAACAUCUACAGCUACUCCAGUCAUUACAUCUUGGACCUUAUCGAAUAAUAAAUUGACAGAACCACAUCUGCUUAAUAUCCCUAGUUCUACAGCUAACAGAGAUAGUAGUGAAAACAAGCCCACUCACAUAACAGCCAAUAUUGUUCAGAUAAAAACUCCGCAAAAUCAAAAUGUGCAAAUAAAUAAUUCUCUGAGGCCUAUUAUAAAUCCGAGUAGGGUCAAUCCCCCAUACCAAGUUAUAAAUCAGAUGAUUAGACCUCAAAUACCUAGUAUUCAACCACCUACAAUAAAAAUUCCGGACUCUCACAUUAUUUACCAGAAACCUCAGGGAAUUGUUAUUUCACCUAGAAUGUCCAAUGAACCAAUACUACUUAGCCCAAAAACGAGUCAACAAUCAGAAAGUAUGACAUCACCACGCUUAACAAAUAUGGCUAUAUUAAGCACAUCGUCUCAAAAUAUCAAUUCAGUUGGAUUGGCCUCUCCGACUGCUCUACAACAAAGAUCUCCAGGUCAAGUUACUGUAGUAAGAAUGCAACAACCGCCACUUAGCCCUAUACAAACUAUGCAUAUUCCUCAUGGAGCUAGAACAAUGGUUUCCCCAAAUAGACCAAAUUCAGUAUUGGUUCAAACACAAGGAGCUCCAAUACAUUUCAACAGAUUACCUGUGACUCCGGUUCUUGCGCCGAUUUCUAAACAAAUAAAUCCUAACAAUGUGAUUCAACAAUCAAAACCAAGCGCAGUGAAUAAUGCACACUUAAUCCAACAGCAAAAAAAUUCAGGAGAAUGCAGAAAAUCUGAGAAUAUUGUCGAAUCGGCUAAAGUUAUUUUGUCUCCAACUCGUCUACCAUCAUCUGGAAAUCAUACAAUUAUGACACAAAACCGUCUUAUACCAAUGCAGAAUGCGUUACAUGUCAGUAAUAUUAAUUCGGCCUUACAUCUUUCUAAUAAAGUGUUAAUGAGUAACAAGUCUCAACUAAUCGAAAAAAGAGAAAAUCAAGUUAAUAAAUCUGAACAUAAUCACGUAUCUUUACCUCUUCCACCUUCUCCUAUUAUACAUGUGGCCAAUGUCUCUCACUCAACAUCUUCUAUAAUUCAGGGUGCAGUUAAAUCGAAUAUGUGCAAUUUCCAAGAAACUCCUGUAAAUAGAGGACUUGGAUCAAAUGUGAUUCAUAGUAUUAACUCACAAAGACUAUUGACGACAAGUCCUAUAACAAAUGUUCUUCAUUUGGAUGCAAACAAAGGUUCACCGUCUGUAUUGUCUAUGGCUUCAACUAAACCACCGUGUACAUUAAGUAAAUCAGAUUCAUCAAAUUCUGUUGUAGUAACAACUUCAAGCCUUGCUAAUGUUGUCAUGACUCCCCUGUUACUCAAAAGUCCAAGUCCAAAAGCACCAAUACGCUUACACUCAAGAAGUGAAAGCGACCAUACUGAAAAUAACGUAUCAAUGUCGUUACUUAGUCAUUCUCAGCGCGAUCUUGAUUCGCAGCUAGGUGAUAAAAAUGUUGAAACUAGUAAAGAUUCCGGUUAUGACAAUUCAGUAUCAGCACCACCAUCAACCUCUCCUGUCGAAAGUAUAGGAAAAUGCGAAACAGAUUUUGAAGAAUUAUUGAAAGAUAAUACGAAUGAAAUUAAAUUAAGUAAUGAUCCAGAUAAGAAAGUAGAAAUAAAUGUCGGUAAAACUAUUACUUUAAUCGCUCAAAGUACGGAUAAAAAAGAAAAUAUUGACAUUGGGAUUACAGAAAAGGAAGAAAAUCCGGCACUAAUAUCGAAGCCGCUAGGUCAAGAAUUAACCAAAAUAAAUAGUGAAAAUGAUUAUUCAUUACCAAUAAUAGAAAAGCAAGAAAAUAAUUUAAUAGAAAAUGAUCUAAAAGUUGUGAAAGAAGAAAAGCCUGAUGACAGUGUAUCUACUAUAAAAGACAAAGAUGACAAAAUUAGCCCUUCAUAUGAAAUAAAUGACAGUACCAGAAACCCAGAUAGCAGAGAAAAUAAAGAACAAUUCUUUGCGUUGCUAACUCCAAAUCAAAAUGCUACUAACGAAAUAAAAAGUUUAGAGGAGAGUGAUUAUUGGACAGCUAAAGAUGUUAACAUUGAGUCAGUAAUUAAAAAAGUCGAUUCUUUAUGUAAUGAUAACCCAGAUGAAAACAAAGUUGAUAUAAAAAACGUAAGUACUCUGGUCACAAAAGAAGAAAAUAAAGUGAAAACUGAAACAGAUGUGCCAAUUACAUCGGUUAGCGAAAGGGAAUUAAAUACAGUUGAAACUCCAAAAUUCGAAUCUACAGAUGAAGAAAAUAAAUUGGAAGUCUUCCCUACAGAAAGUAACUUUACCGAAGAACAUUUUGUAGAAAAAAACACUACCAUCGGAAAAAGGGGCGGCCGUAAUGGCCGAGGAAAAAGAUCAGACAAAAAUCAAGAUAGAAUACAGACUCGUCAAAUAGCAAAACCGUCCAGAGGAACUUCAAAACGCGGUAGGGGGAGGCUAAAAGUCGAUAAAAAAGUAAAAAAUUUAGUUAGUAGAAACUUAAACAAUAUGCCUGGUGAUGUAUAUGAUUUUCAUGAAGAUUCUGGCGAUGAAACUGUCACUUCUCCUAACAAAAAUGAAGUAAGACCUCGCCUAAUUUUGACAAUAAAAAGUCCUCUUUCCGGUCAUUCUAACGCCAUUCCAACAUCAACUCUCAGUAUAACACAGAAAGACCAAUUAAAAAGUACGGAAAAGUCUAAAGAGGAGAAAAGUGAAGUUUUUGCCUCACCAUCGACAAAUACUCGAAAAUCCAGAAGACUACAAGAGAAGGACAUCCAACGAAGUACAGUUGAUGAUAUAAUCGACGAUGUAAUCAAAAGUUCCACGGGACAAUACAAAAAUAAAGAAAGUAAUAAAAAAAGAUCUACUAGGCAAACCGGUGCUAAAACGAAUGUUGAUAAAGUGUCACAAAGUGAUACAAGAAAAUCUCCAAGAGGCGUAAAAAGAUUAAGAGAUAGAAGUCUGUCUGAUGCCUCAUUAGAUAGUAGCGAUGAAAAUGUUAAGAGGGAUGAUGGAGUUAAGGAAGCUAAAAUUUUGAAGUUAGUCGAACCCGUCAAUGCCGUGAAGGUCGACACAGAGACUACAAUGAAAAUAACAUCGACCACUACAACUGUCGCCGUUCCACCUUCUGUCAACACGACACCAAUAAUGAAACCGCCCAAGAAAAUGAUAUCGGAAAUUAGCGCUAAACUAGCGAGCGCCUUCGAAGCGGCCGCAAACGCAACGAAUCGAGUCAGUGGCGGUUCGCCGAUCGUCCACGAGCGGCCACCGUUACCUGCCGAAAUGGAACGGCUCAUACCCGCCGUCGACCCGUUCCCCACGGUUCCCUGUGAAGUCGACGCAGCGGACGCCGGCUACGUGCGCCGCAUUGUCGACAACGUACCGUCAAAUAUGAUGCCGGUCGGUGCCACCGAGGCGACAGACGCUCGCGUGCAGUCGCCCGCUUUGCCACAUCGACCGCCUUCCGCUCAUCAUCCACCCGACCGUGCUACACCUAUCCUCGUAAGAGGGGGCGAAGGAGAUGGUGGUGCGGCGGGCGCGCUGGGCGGCGUGGCGGGCGCGUCGCGCGGCUUCCGCGGCGCGUACCCCGGGCCCGCCAGCCUGCCGCGCGGCGCGCACCACCCGCACUCCAAGCAGGUCGCCGUCGUCGGCCCGCAACAUCAUCCGGGAUCUCGAGUUACCAUUACGAGCGUGCCUUCGAUCAGUCCUCAAGGCCAAAUGUCAUUGGGCGAAGGAAUGUAUCCUCAUUUUUCACACCAUCACUAUCAGAUGUAUCAACAGCAUUUUCGUGCUACACAGUACGAAAACAACCUGCCCACACCCACGUCUUUUACACGAGGCGCGCUGGAGGCGGAGGGCUCGGAGGCUCCGACGUCGCCGCUGGAGCUGCGCCGGCCGCCCACCGCGCGCGUGCCGCGCCCCGCGCACUCGCCCUCGCCGCUGCCGCACGAGCGACACAUCAUGUACGGCGUGCGCUGCGGGCGCUCGCCGCCGCCGGCGCACGGCACGUCGCGGCCGGCCGCCGCGCUGCCGCCGCCCGGCCCGCCCGGCCCGCCGCACGCCUCGCAGGUGCCGCGCGAGGCCGACUCGCUGCAGAUGCUGCUCCGGCGGUAUCCUGUCAUGUGGCAAGGACUACUGGCUCUGAAGAACGACUCGGCGGCGGUACAGAUGCACUUCGUUGGCGGAAACCCCGGCGUGGCGGCCGACGCGCUGUCGCGCAACUCGGACGGCACGGCCGCGUCGCUGCUGCGUAUCGCGCAGCGCAUGCGCCUCGAGCCUGCACAACUCGACCAGGUCCAUCGUAAGAUGAAGGUACGACACGUUUUAUUACACCGCAUUACCUAAUCUCGUUCCACUAAAUUAAACGUCGAAUCCUCUAGACCCAUCUAAUAGAAAGAAUAUUUACACCGUAAAAGUGAUUUUUUAAAAGAUUUUAUUUAACUUGCAAUGUUAAUAACCUUUGACAAUGGUAAAAAAUGAAA